UUAGUUUAGUUAAGUUUUGUUAAAUGCGUAGUUUUAUCUUUUUAAUACGUACAUGUGUCUGAGUUUUUUGUAGUUAAAUAAAUGAUUAACAAGCGAUAAAAUAUUUGCUUUAAUUACGUACAUGCGUUAAAGUGUAUAAAAAGAAAGACUUUCAACCACAGUCGUCUUCAAUAAGUCUAGCAUAGUCUCUACGGAAAACAAAAUGUCCCCGUUAUUUCUCUUGCUAGUAGUUGGCAUUGCUGCUGAUCAUCUCUUAGAAAAACCAUACUACGACUUGGACGAUGCUCACAACCUUUUCAAAAACUUCGUCCUGGAAUAUGGCAAAAUAUACGAUCCGGAAGAGUACUUAUACAGGCUAGAGAUUUUCAAGGAAUCUUUAAUAGAAAUUAAUCUACGCAACGCCAUGCAUCCGCAAAGCAUUUAUGAAAUAACUCGUUUUGCCGAUUUGAAAUUUGAUGAACGCUAUGGUCCAAGAAUACUUGAAGAGGAUAUUGACGAAACUGCAAUUGAGCUGCAUUUUCUACCCGAAGAGAUCACAGCUCCCGAGCAGUGGGACUGGAGGGAGCAUGGAGCGGUCGCUCAUGUAAAGAAUCAAGGCAAAUGCGGUAGUUGCUGGAUCUUUAGCGCUACUGGAGCUAUUGAAGGUCAAUACGCCUUAAAACAUAAUCAAAAUCUCGCCUUUUCGGAACAGCAGAGCUUGGACUGUGUAUACUUUAUGGGAAAUAAUUGUCUUGGAGGAUUUCCCGACGAAGUAAUGAAAUACCAUGAAAAAUUUGGUGUAGUACUAGAAAAAGAUUACCCUUAUAAAGCAAAACAAUUAACAUGCCACGAAGAUCCCUCGAAGGUCGUAACCAAGGUCACGAGUCACCAGGUCUACAAGAAAAUAGAUGAGGAAACAUUGAAACAGCUUGUGUAUGAAAAGGGACCUUUGUCUGUAGCUAUAGAUCCGGCUGAUUUACCCUUCCACAAAAAAGGCAUAUUAUACCCUCACUAUUGCUCAAAUUGGGUUAGACACGCAAUGUUGUUAGUCGGAUAUGGUAUUGAAAACGGGACUAAGUAUUGGAUCCUCAAGGACUCUUAUGGUCUUGACAAUGGAGACCAGGGAUUCUUCAAGCUGGUGCGGGGAAUCAACGCCUGUUCCAUGGGAACAACAUAUACUGCUUCAUGUACUGUUGCUUAAUAUAAGUAAUUUAUUUUCAUGGUAUAAUAUGUGUACUAAUAGUAAUGUAAGUAAAAUUUGUAUUUAUUGUAUACAA
This is a messenger RNA of Cydia pomonella (codling moth), 1256 nucleotides long. RefSeq lists its product as uncharacterized. The coding region runs from base 203 to 1180 and encodes 325 amino acids. Lineage: Eukaryota; Metazoa; Arthropoda; Insecta; Lepidoptera; Tortricidae. Gene Ontology annotation, cellular component: lysosome. Gene Ontology annotation, molecular function: cysteine-type endopeptidase activity. The record is from RefSeq and is a predicted model, not a curated record. The transcript is spliced from 5 exons.